Messenger RNA from Nannospalax galili (Upper Galilee mountains blind mole rat), 4579 nucleotides. It is a transcript of the gene Tmem132d, whose product is annotated as transmembrane protein 132D. The transcript is spliced from 9 exons. NCBI's taxonomy places the organism in Eukaryota, Metazoa, Chordata, Mammalia, Rodentia, Spalacidae. The coding region runs from base 226 to 3522 and encodes 1098 amino acids. The record is from RefSeq and is a predicted model, not a curated record.
GGGCGAAGGACGGAGGUGGGCUUGGCCUGCGCUGCUGGUCCCCCGAGCCCGCGCGGCCUGGCCAUGGACUGGCCGGGCUCGACGCGCCGGGGCUGUUCUGGUCUCUAGCCAGACGCGCCUUCGCCAUUUAGUCCAGCCCAGACCCUCCAGGGAACCUGGCGACAUCCCUCUUUCAUCCAGACAGUACCACGAAGGAGCCGAGGACUUGCGCUCCACGACUCCAGGAUGUGCUCCUCUGAGAUGGGGACGCUGUGGCACCUCUGGUCUCCAGUGCUCAUCAGCCUGGCCGCCCUUUUCUCCAAAGUGACAGAAAGCCGAGGGAUCCUGGAGAGCAUCCAGCGCUUCUCACUGCUGCCCACCUACCUCCCCGUGACCUACCAUAUCAACAACGCUGAUGUCUCCUUCUUCCUGAAGGAGGCCAACCAGGACAUCAUGCGCAACUCCAGCCUGCAGUCGAGGGUGGAGUCCUUUCUAAUCUACAAGUCCAAGAGGCUGCCAGUGCUCAACGCCAGCUAUGGUCCCUUCUCCAUCGAGCAGGUAGUGCCCCAGGACUUGAUGCUGCCUUCCAAUCCGUUCGGAUUCACUAACACGUUCUCCCUUAACUGGAAGCUGAAGGCCCACAUCCUGCGGGAAAAGGUCUACCUGAGCCGGCCCAAAGUGCAGGUGCUUUUCCACAUCGUGGGCCGAGACUGGGGUGACCACGGGGCGGCCGAGAAGCUACCCUGCCUGCGGGUCUUUGCUUUCCGUGAAACCAGGGAGGUGCGCGGCAGCUGUAGGCUGGACGGGGCCUUAGGGCUGUGUGUGGCAGAGCUGGAGCUGCUGCCCAGCUGGUUCAGUCCCCCGUCGGUUGUGGCCGGGAGGAGGAGGCCCUCGGAGCAGCCAGAGGGAAGUCCUGUGGAACUCUACUACACCGUGCAGUCAGGGGAUGAGCGAGGGGACUGUACCAAGGAGGAUUGGAAAAGGGGCAGUGGUGCUCGGACAGGCCACAGUGACGCUGAUGAGUCGGGGCCCCCCUUGCACAGAAUCGGGAGCGUGUUCCUUUAUCAGACCCCCAGCAGCCCACCACUGAGGGAGCUGCGUUUAGACAGCAAUGUGGCUAUUCAUUACAUCCCCAAGACGGUGAGACAGGGAGGCGUGCUCACCUUCCCAGUCUCUGUUUCCAGGAACUGCUCUGAGGAUCGCUUCACACUGAGGGCCAAGGUUAAGAAAGGGGUGAACAUCAUUGGGGUGAGAGCCAGCAGCCCUUCCAUCUGGGAUGUCAAGCAGAGCAUGGACCACACUGGGAAGUACGCACCAGCUGUCAUCAUCUGUCAGAAGAAAUCUGCUGGCUCAGAAAGCAGUGCGGAUGGUGCCUCCUAUGAAGUCAUGCAGAUUGACAUUGAGAUCGAAGGACCCAGUGACCCACCCACCACACAGCUCGUUACGUGGCAAGUUGAAUACCCAGGAGAGAUCACAUCCGACUUGGGGGUGUCCAAGAUCUAUGUGAGCCAGAAGGAUUUGAUUAGACUCAUCCCAUUGGCCAUGGAGGCAGAGAUCCUGAACACAGCCAUCCUCACCGGGAGGUCGGUGGCCAUCCCUGUGAAGGUGAUCUCAGUGGAGGAGGACGGCACGGUGACAGAUCCUUUGGACUCGGUGGAGUGCAGGUCAGCAGAUGAAGACGUGGUUAAGGUUUCUGACAGGUGUGACUACAUCUUUGUCAACGGGAAGGAAAUGAAGGGUAAGGUGAACGUGGUGGUCAGCUUCACCUAUCAGCAUCUGAGCAGCCCCCUUGAGAUGACCGUGUGGGUACCAAGGCUGCCUCUGCAGAUUGAGGUCUCGGACAUGGAGCUAAACCAGAUCAAGGGCUGGCGGGUACCCAUCGUCUCCAAUAAAAGGCCAGCCCGGGAGAGUGAGGAGGAGGAGGAUGAUGAGAAGAGGGGCAGAGGCUGCACUCUCCAGUACCAGCACGCCAUGGUGCGGGUCCUGACCCAGUUUGUGGCUGAGGCAGCUGACCCUGGGGGACACCUGGCCUACUUGCUGGGCUCUGACUGGCAGGUGGACAUCACGGAGCUGAUAAAUGACUUCAUGCAGGUGGAGGAGCCCAGGAUUGCCAAACUGCAUGGAGGGCAGAUCCUGACAGGACAAGAGCUGGGGAUGACCACCAUCCAGAUCCUGUCCCCUCUGUCGGAUGCCAUCCUGGCUGAAAAGACCAUCACGGUGCUGGAUGAGAAGGUGACCAUCACAGACCUUGGGGUCCAGCUGGUAACAGGGCUGUCACUCUCCCUGCAGCUCAGCCCUGGGAGUAACAGAGCCAUCUUUGCCACAGCAGUGGCUCAAGAACUUCUGCAGAGGCCCAAACAGGAAGCAGCCCUCAGUUGCUGGGUGCAGUUCAGUGAUGGUUCCGUCACACCCUUGGACAUUUACGACGGCAAGGACUUCUCCCUGAUGGCCACAUCCUUGGAUGAGAAAGUGGUCUCCAUCCUCCAGGACCCCAAGUUCAAGUGGCCUAUCAUUGCUGCUGAAAAUGAAGGACAAGGUGCUCUGGUGAAGGUGGAGAUGUUGAUCAGUGAAUCUUGUCAGAAAUCUAAGCGGAAGAGUGUGCUGGCUGUGGGAACAGCCAACAUCAAAGUUAAAUUUGGGCAAAAUGAUGCCAACCCCAACAGCAGCGAGGGCGGACACCUUGGGGCUGGACUUCACCUGGAGAAUAACAUUGGCAACAGGAGGUCCAAGAAGCCUCUGCAGGAGUGGGGGAGCCCCGAAGGGCCAUUCUAUGGCAGUCCUUCUGUGGGGCUCAUGGAAGGGUGGGGUAGCCCUACCAAGAGGCCCACCUUUCAGAAGGACAGCCAGGAAAGCCUGUUAGAGGACGUCAUCCCUGCACAGACCAUGACCACAGACCUCACCAGCUUCCCAGACCAGGUAGACCUCCCCAGGAGCAACAUAGACAUGGAUGAACAUGACCCUGAGCAGGCAGCCAAGGGGCUGAGCGACCUGGAGAUUGGCAUGUAUGCUUUGCUGGGUGUCUUCUGCCUGGCCAUCAUGGUGUUCCUAAUCAACUGUGUGACUUUUGCCCUUAAGUACAGGCACAAACAGGUUCCCUUCGAGGAGCAGGAAGGUCUGAGUCACUCUCACGACUGGGUUGGGCUGAGCAACCGGACAGAGUUGUUGGAGAAUCACAUGAGUUUUGCCUCCUCCCAGGAAGAGCAGAUCACUGCCAUCGACAGAGGUCUGGACUUCGAGGAGAGCAAAUUCCUCCUGAGCUCGAACUCACAGAACAGCAUCAAUGGGCAACUGCUCAAGUCCGAGGGAGCCAUGCUCACAGACUGGAAAGAUCAGAAAAGUGAGCCCCCCACAUCCCCUACCUCCAAAAGGAAAAGAGUGACAUUUUCCACCUUCUCCGCCAUCUCCUCAGAUGACGGCUGCCCUGCUGGGAGCACCAUGGUGUUGAGUAGUGAUGAUGACAUUAAGUGGGUCUGCCAGGCCCUGGGCCCAGGGGAGUGCACAGAGCUUCCCAGCUGCAUGGAGAGGCAACGUGAACAUGUGUAACACACAGACACUGUUCUCACCUCUCAGCCUUUAACCCAGGCAUGGGCGGUAGCCACGUGGUGCCCAGGGACUGAAUGAGACAAGAAGACUCAAUUAGGGUGACACCGGUCAUGGAGCCCCAGGAAAUGAUCCCCACUCACCCACGGGGGCUCAGAGUCGGUACCCAUGCACACACCAUGACACACAAUGCCUUGGUCCAACUGAAGAGGUUUAUCCGUGCAUGGCAAAAUGUUUUUAAACUUGGAACAAAGAGGGGUUCUGAGAGUUUCCGGGAAAGAAAGCUCUGCCUUUAAGAAAUUUGGGUUUUGUGAAAUCCACACAGCUCUGAUAUUCAAUAGUGCAGACAAAAAGGAAAGUGGGCUUGGGUAGAGAGUAUACGGAUCGAGGAAGCAGGCAUCUGAGCCGAGCAGCAAGGCUGGCUGUCGACAUGCUCACUGGCUGUCAGCUGCAGGACGCUAUAGUGAGCUACUAGCUCCCAAAGAUAGGUCAGAGCUAGCAGGGGAUUAUUGAUGGGCCAAGGCAGAUGUUGACAAGGGCAGAAGGGAAACACGUGGAUGACUAGGCCACAGACAUCUUUGUAACUACAUCACACACACACACACACACACACACACUUUGGAGCAUAUCAGAGCAACCUUCUGCCUGUAAACCAAGGACACUGGGCACAGACAACCAGGCCCCUUUAUCAAGUUCACUGGGUUUGAACUUGACCUCACUCCACUACCACCCUUUGGGCAGCCAUUGCUCAUUUGUGGGUGGGACAGAGCAGGGUAUUUCCAGCAUCCACUUGCCCGCUCUCCUUCCCUGGGCUUUGUGUCAGCUGGGCGGCAUUCUGUAAAGGAAGGCCUCAGGAACAUGCUUCCCUCUGAGGGGUCCACCACCACUCGUGUUGGGUCUCCUUUCCGACAACUUGCCAUUGGGAUGUUAAGAUGAAUCCCUGCACGUAGAGCAGGCAGGCUGAGCAGAGCUGUAAGAGGUAGGCAUCGGGAAAGUAGGCCUUGCAUACUUGGCCAGCAUGAGAGAUGUAGGGCAAGAGGCACUGCCUGGGUCAUGUGUG